Molecule: messenger RNA, 1527 nt
Organism: Vitis riparia (riverbank grape)
Lineage: Eukaryota; Viridiplantae; Streptophyta; Magnoliopsida; Vitales; Vitaceae
Product: protein SMG7L-like
Exons: 2
Coding region: 1-1527 (508 amino acids)
Source: RefSeq, a predicted model, not a curated record
AUGUCGAGUCUCCAGAUUCUACUGCUCUGUGGGAAGACUAUGAGCUGCGUGGCUUUGCACCAUUAUGAGAGUAGAAAUGAAUGUCGUGGUCAACGAAUCACUCAUGCAGCAAUUAAGAUUGCAAACGGAUCCAGUGAUUCUCGGAAGUGGAUCAUCUAUGAUGAGGUGGAAAGAAAAUUCUACACCGGGGAGUCAAAAAAAUCGCCCAAUAGCAGAGGAUCAGAAUUGGUGGAGCCUUGCUCUGCUGUUGAAGUAGAACUGCCCUGUCAGCCUAUUUGUGAAAUCAACAAAGAAUGCGAGCAACAGAUACUUGGGGAAAAUCAGAGCAGCCCUCAAGUGCAUAGCAAAUCUGUUGCUGUUGAAGAGGAAGAAGUUAUUCUCUUCAAACCUAUAACCAGAUAUAAUUCAGCACCAGUUUGUACUUCUAGUACCGAAAAUGAUCUAAUGUUUCCAGAAGACAUAGGGGACCAAGCAGAACCUUCUGAUGAAUGUCUGCGCCGUGCCUCAUCACUACUUAUAGCACAGAACGAGGCUUAUGGUGAUCCUUUGACUUCCACUUCCACCAUCACUAAUUUCAGAAGCAAGAAGUCAUUCGAGCCAUUGGAGGCUCUUAUCAAAGAAUCAAUGGUAUGCCCAUUUUCAGAAGGCCCUGUCUUUGCCAGGCCUCCCUCGCUUAGUUCUUGGGUCCUCAAUAGAGGAAGUUUGAGCACUGAAAGAGAGAAAGGGACAAGUAAUUUUAACAAGCAUGGAUUAGAGCCUGUUGAGGAAACUGUUGAGGAAACACUUUCUGCAUCAUUUAUUGGUCUCUCCAUGGAUGAAACAAAGAAUUCUGUCACUGCUUCUGAGCAUGUCUCUCCAACCUUGCAUUACUCUUCCCCUCCGUAUAUAGCUCCAAUGCCGUCUGCCCCAUUAUUACCUGACGAUGCUGUCUGGUUUAGUGGUGUCCCAUCUAGUUUUCCUGAAUGCAAGAGCCCAGGGGUCAUUAACGAGACCGGUGACUUCAUGGGUGCAUCACCGCUAAGUGGGUACUCAAAUUGGACUGCUACUCAUGGGCCAGUUGAUUACACUCCUAGUAUUCCAGGCCUCAUUUAUGGACACUCACCAUUACUUGGUGCGAGAAGCUCUCCUGAAUGGUUUCACCACUACAACUACAACCAAAAUUUUGAGCAGGCCAAUAUUCAUAUGCGGCCAGUUCAGUUCUCUGCAGCUGGGAACCUUGGGGACUUCCAUGGUUAUGAUGCUUCCAGGUUUGAUCUUUUUGAUAGAUGGGGAAACCCGUUGGCUUCCAACCCAUUGAUAUACUUGGAGAGCCCACCAUUGCAUCCUGGGUCAACGCUUGUUUACGGUGUAGAUGAACAAAGGAGAGAGAAGCUCUUUCAUGGUUACCAAAGACCAUUUCCAUACGGGUAUGGUGCUGCCACUGACCUAAGAGACGAACAGCAGCAGCUUCUGCAAUAUCUUAAAGAAAAAGAAUUGCGACUGCCUCAGGAUCCACAAGUGAGAGGUCCUACUUACAUGGGGAAUUGA